This is a messenger RNA of Knipowitschia caucasica, 393 nucleotides long. NCBI's taxonomy places the organism in Eukaryota, Metazoa, Chordata, Actinopteri, Gobiiformes, Gobiidae. The record is from the annotation of a GenBank genome assembly.
AUGAGUAACCGCUCUAUUGCGUGGUGGCUUCGGCAGAUAGAGCUCCCACAGUACAUCAGGUGCCUUGAGGGGGAGUACUAUGGGCUGGAGGUGAGUGACUAUGUGCUGGAGUAUGACCUGGAGGUGAGUGUCUAUGACCUGGAGGUGAGGGACUUUGGGCUGGGGGUGAGGGACAAUGGCCUGGAGGUGAGUGACCAUGGCCCGGAGCCGUGUCAGCAGAAGCUUCAUGUCUCCCGGUCUUCACAGGGCUUAAUAAACGUGACGAACGAGGAGCUGAGAGCUGCAGGAGUAGAGGAGGAGGCUCACAGACAGACCAUCAUCCAGCAGCUGAAGAGACACCGGCUCAGACUGGAGCCACACUCAGGUCCAGACUCAGGUCUCUCUUAUAUCUAG